Messenger RNA from Linum trigynum, 1500 nucleotides. The record is from the annotation of a GenBank genome assembly. Lineage: Eukaryota; Viridiplantae; Streptophyta; Magnoliopsida; Malpighiales; Linaceae.
ACAACCAACCAUUUGACACACUAUGUCAAACUUUAUCUUUUUCUCUGCAAAUCAGCCAUAGCCUUAGUUUUCGGAGCUCUCACUAAACCUCCAUAGGAGUAGGUCUAAUUAACUUAGUUUGUCCCCAAAAAUCCAUCAAAAACAUCAAACACCCUCGUUCGAACAUUGUUCGGAGAGGAGUGAACCGUGUUAUUAAUCGUUGUUCAAGAAGUCAAGGUGCAAAUCAUUUAAUUCAAACACCAGUUUUUCCUCGUCAGAAAACAAAUUGGCACACCUGGUGGGACAAUUUGUGUUUGAUUUGAUGGCUCCACGACAAAGAGAACAAGAAGGUGAUCUUUCACAUGGUUUUGUAAUAGAGCUAGUUGCCAGGUCUGAUCUUGGCCAAUUAGCAAAAAGUGACGUCGGAAACAAUGGUGAGGCAAGAGGUCAGCCAUCACCGGCGCCAUGUUUGGGUGUAACCGCCACCACCUUGUCUCUCCAUCAGUCACUGGUGGUAGAGAUAUAAUUAAUGGAGGAGGCUAUGGUGGGAUACACAAAACAAAUUGUAUCUCAACUUGAUAGUUUCCAUACUCGUCUAAAUCGACGUUUAGAUCAACUGGAUGAGAUAUGCGAGAUAAAUGAAAGUAUUUGUAAGAAGUUUCACCAACUUUUGAUGAAACCAGAGUUAAGAUCAAAGGUUUUGGCGAAAGAUGGUGUAGAUCCACCAUCAAGCAUUGCUACUAGGGAUACAAAUGUUCUAGACUCUGGUGGCCGGACUACCCAGUCGUCAGAGAAAUCAUCGUCUUCGAUGAAAGGUGAACGACCUCUUCAAAGUGGUGGUUAUGGAAAGAAUCUCACCCACGUGGAGCAACCGCUUGUGCAGGUAGUUACACAAGAAAAUUUCUUGGUGUCAAGAUCAUGUAUGACACCUCGUAAUGGGAAGGGUAGUGGAGAUCCAGUCAAUUUGGAUCAACUACCACCACAAACUUGCCCACCCUCAUUGCCACCCCUGCUUAAUGGGUAUGGUGGAUGCAAACUGCCUAGGGGACAGGAAGGAGGACACGGAAGCCUACCACCUGACAAGUUGAAGGUGAAGUGUCAAGCUGGGGGGCAAGUUGACGUCAAGAAAAUUGAACAAAAGGGUGUGUCCAACAGAACACCAUAUUUGUUGUCCAAGGAUGGCACGGGGGGCAUGUCACCAACCACAAACAAUAGACAGAUAGACGUGCCCAAGAAACCACAACAAACUCAAGCCACACAUGCUUGUAGUAAGCAUGAUAGUGUAGCUAAGGAUGGAAUGGGGGGGCAUGUCAUCAAUCACAAGCAGUAGGUUGACAGUUGUGCCCAACAAGCCACAACAAGCCCAAGUCACAUGUGUUUCCAGCAAGAAUGGUGGUUUAGCCAAGUGUGGCAAGGGGGCAUGUUAGUAACCAUGAGUAAUGGCAUGGGGGCCAUGUCUCCAGAUCCACGCAGUGGACAAGGGGGCAUGUCAUCAAAUGUGAAGAAAUGCGUGAGGGCCAA